Molecule: messenger RNA, 281 nt
Organism: Staurois parvus
Lineage: Eukaryota; Metazoa; Chordata; Amphibia; Anura; Ranidae
Source: the annotation of a GenBank genome assembly
GGGAGAGCGGAUAUAGCGAAUGCGGGGUCCUGGGGAGAGCGGAUAUAGUGAAUGCAGAAUCCAGGGGACCAGAUAUAGUAAAUGAGGGGUCCAGGGAGAGCGGAUAUAGUGAAUGCGGGGUCCGGGGAGAGCAGAUAUAGUGAAUGCGGGGUCUGGGGAGAGCGGAUAUAGUGAAUGCGGGGUCCGGGGAGAGUGGAUAUAGUGAAUGCCGGGGUCUGGGGAGAGCGGAUAUAGUGAAUGCAGGAUCCGUGGAGAGUGGAUAUAGUGAAUGCAGGGUCCGG